Betta splendens (Siamese fighting fish) is the source of this 4421-nucleotide messenger RNA. RefSeq lists its product as uncharacterized. The coding region runs from base 193 to 1488 and encodes 431 amino acids. The record is from RefSeq and is a predicted model, not a curated record. Lineage: Eukaryota; Metazoa; Chordata; Actinopteri; Anabantiformes; Osphronemidae. The transcript is spliced from 2 exons.
AACCCCUACACCAUUCUUUCUCAGGUUCCGCCCAAGGCUAAAUUUUUUUCAGUAAUUGAUUUGGCUAAUGCUUUUUUCAGCGUGCCCGUCCACAAAGACAGCCAAUUCUGGUUCGCUUUUGAAUUCAACGGAAAGUCAUAUACCUUUACCAGACUAUGCCAGGGGUAUUCAGAAAGCCCUACAAUUUACAAUAUGGCACUGAAGGACAGCCUGGAUGAUCUUGUCUUGUCCCCAGGCACCGCCCUGCUGCAGUACGUUGACGACUUGAUGAUCUGCAGUGAGGAUCAGGAAACUUGCACAGCAGACACAAUCAAGCUGCUGAAACACCUGCAUGCUGCUGGACACAGAGCAAGUCUGUCUAAAUUGCAGUUUGUUCAGACUGAAGUUACCUUCCUAGGUCACAUCAUCACCGGUGAAGGAAAAUCCAUUUCACCUAAAAGAGCUGAAGCUAUUCAGAACCUGCGUAAACCGUGCACAUACAAACAGCUUAUGUCCUUUUUAGGCAUGUGCUCUUAUUGCAGGAAUUUCAUUCCUAACUGCGCCGUCUUGGAGGCUCCGCUUAGAGCGCUGAUGCAGACGUCUUCUGCAUCCACCACCCGCCUCACGUGGACGUCUGAGGCUGAACAGGCGUUCACCGACCUCAAACGUGCUCUUCAGUCGGCUCCUACUUUGGGUCUACCUGACCCUACGCGACCUUUCACCCAAACAGUGGAUGAGAAAUCAGGUUGUAUGACCUCUGUCCUUCUACAGGAUCACGGAGGACGUCCGCGCCCUGUAGCCUAUUUCUCUGCUAAGCUUGACCCAGUCGCUGCGGGGCUCCCACGAUGCCUCCGAGCAGUGGCUGCGGCAGAGAAAGCCGUGCUGGCAUCACGUGACAUUGUUGGGUAUUCUGAUGUCACCCUGCUGGUUCCUCAUGCCGUGUCUUUGAUCCUUUUGGAACAAAAAACAUCACAUCUUUCUACAGCCCGAUGGCUUAGAUACAACACCAUCUUACUGGACAUGCCAAACAUCACUGUCAAAAGGUGCAAUGUGCUUAACCCAGCCACUUUGUUUCCAGGCCCUGACGAUGGCGAGCCUCACAACUGUGUUUCGGUGUUGAACCAGGUCUGCACUCCGCGCCCAGAUCUGUCGGAGGUGCCAAUUCCUAACUGUGACCUCGUUCUCUUUGUUGAUGGCUCCGCCUCUAGAGACCCUGCUUCGGGCCGCUGUCAGGUGAAAGCGGCUCUGCCCAAACAGGCGACAGAACCACUGCACAUCAUUCAACCAGGAGACUGGGUGAUCAUUAAGGAGCUUCGCAGGAAGCACUGGAACUCAAAGCGGUGGCAAGGUCCCUUCCAAGUCCUUCUGACGACCAACACGGCUGUGAAGAUCGCAGAAAGAGCGACUUGGAUCCACUCCAGCCACUGCAGGAAGGUCCCGGAUCCGACAGACGACCCUCCAUCUGCAUCUACACCACACGAGAAAGCCACCACUGACGAAAAGAACUGAGAAGGACGACCCUCGCUGUGCUCACACACGCACUGAGGCGAGGCUGCGUUGACCGUUCAGCUAAAGGUGUGAGCCAAGCGCCGCCUGAAGCUGCGCCGGUGAAUCACACUGUCAGACCAUACAUCUACACACACGUUCCUGAGAAAACACACACACGAGCAGCCUUGAGUUGCCGACGCUGGACGACGUGUAGACUCUUCACAUCACGGGAGUGACAGUGACUCAGACGACAUUGGGAGGAAACCUGGCGGUGAUAACGAACCCCAAGUGUCUCUGUGAUCAGCUGAUCACAACCUGAAGAACCCCAACGAACUGUCAAGGUGUCAACAAACAGGUUGGAAACAAUCUAACACCACUGUUCAACAGGAAGAAGAAGACAUUGAAUGUGAUCCUGUUGUUUUAAUCUUCACUGUAUAUUACUUUAAUAUUCGCUCUAAAUUGUGUGGUUGAUUUACAUGUAUGCCUCUCUGUGAUUUUAUCCACUAUUUUUUAACAAAACAUUUUACAUUUCCACUUGAUUUACACUUUCGCACAAAUUUUUAUCUCCCUCUGACGCAAAAUGACAUCUACCAGACGAAGCAAGAUAAAAAUGAUUGUCAUAUCAACCAUUGCGGUGACAUGUGUGACCCUCCUGUAUCUCUGGAGGACUCACACAUUUGUUCAUUAUAGAUCCAAGCGCGAUAUUAAGGACCCUAAAGCCUGGCAGCUUGCCCAAAACUAUGUAAAUCAGAACCCCACAGGAAACUUAUGGUUAGCGUACCUCAAGUACACAUCUAAAACCCUCACAAACAAUUCAUGCGUCGCAUGUGCUGUAGCCAGACCCGAUCUCAUGGCUGUGCCCACUCCCUUUAACAGCAGUGAGUGUUACACCGAGCGACAACUGCAAAAUAAAGACACCGGGUGUAGAUACACUGCGGACCCCAGCACUCCGAGAUGUGAUCCGGCUUGCAAAAUGCGCGCCUUGCACAAUCUAGGCAAGGGUAUGGAGAUGUACAGUCCUGUCACACAUAAGAAAGUCGAGGUGGCCGACAUCAAGAUAAUGGAAAAGGAGCCUGCGGCUUCCUUGUAUUACACGGUGUGUACCACGUGUCAGUUUGAAUGUUUCACCUCCAGUCUCGACGGAGGAGUGGAUGUAGGCCACUUCCCCAAUUGCCACCUGACAUGGGACGUCUCCAACGCGCACGGACUUAACCCUGAAAACCAAGUGAUCCGGUUUGCAGUUCCGACAAACGCGGAUGCCGUCCCUUCGCCCUCAUAUACCUAUAGGAUUAAUAAUGUCUCACACGUUGCCCCAUCCUCCACUGACUUAGUCCAGCAAAGGAAGCCCUUGUCUGACAUGUGGUGGCUCUGUGGGGAUCACCCCAGGGCCACCUUACCAACCAAUUGGACCGGCACCUGUACUCAGGUAAUGUUCCUCACAGGGGGAAUACAUCUUCUACCCUCAGCUCCACAGAAACACUCACGCACCAGGCGCGGGGCUCCAGGCGGUUCCUUGGACCCCGAGCUCUACAUAGAUGCAAUAGGCGUACCACGAGGAGUGCCGGAAGAGUUUAAGGCUCGCAACGAGCAUGCGGCGGGGUGGACGAGUGCUAUUCCCUUUAUGGGCCCCAUAAUAGAGGUUAACAAGAAUUCGGCCUGGAUCAACUAUCUUUAUUACAAUCAACAGCGUUUCAUCAACAAAACUGCAGGCGGAAUGAGAGGCAUGUCUGGGCAGCUGGCUCCUACGUCUCAGAUGACUUGGCAGAAUAGAAUGGCAGUGGACAUGCUGCUGGCGGAGAAAGGAGGUGUCUGCGUUAUGUUUGGAGAAGCGUGCUGUACUUUUAUCCCUAACAACACUGAUUCUAAUGGCACUGUGACAAAGGCUAUUGAGGGCCUUGAGAGUCUUAGAGACGAAUGGGCUAGAAACUCCGGCGUUGAUCCGUCCCCUUGGGGCUGGCUAGACCAAACUUUUGGAAAAUGGAAAUCAAUUUUCAUGUCGGCAAUAGUCUCGCUUAUCAUCUUCAUGGCCGUGAUCAUGUUGCUUGGUUGUUGUGUUAUUCCUCUGAUUAGGGGUCUCAUCAUGCGUGCGACAUCAGCGGCGCUUUCGUACCAAAUGACACAAUGCACUACAUUCAGGAAUCCGGACACCGACUCACUCAUUGAUUCUGAUGCUGACUCUGUAGAGGAUGAUGUUGACGUUGAUAACGAGGACCACAAAGAUAACUCCACAAUAGUUUGAAUUACCAUACAAUCUUCUGCCCAUUUUUGCUUAACUGAACAUGAACUGAUUGAAAUCGCUUAUAGGCUUAUUUCCCUUUCUUUCCAGAAGCUCAUACACAAGGGUUAUUCUAGUAUAACUACCCGCAAAAACAGCUCACGAUCUUUUAUCCCUACGCCAUUUACAUUUGUAUAAGCAAUACGAUUAACGAAUCACAUGUUUGACAAUUUUUCUUCUUAGUGCUUGAUUAAUGUGUAAUCAAAAGGGGGGAGUGUCAUGGGAAAAAUUGUGUCUUCCUUAUUUCUAUGCAGUUAUUAUACGACUUAUGAUUUAUGUUUUGCAUUUAAUAUUUUAUGUCUUGUCUUACUGUAUGCAUUUCAAUGAUUGUCUCUGCCUGAUAGACUCUCGUCUCAAGCCUCCAAACCCAAGGCCAGGGUGUUGUGUCUCCCUGUAUGUUGAGACUUGGUGCUCCUUUCUCACAGAUGCAGGUGUGAGAAAGUAAAAAUCUUCACACACUGCGUCUGGGAGGAGAUGGUGCAUGUAAUUUGAUUGGGCUAGACAGACAUUCCACCCUAGUUGGACAGAGAAGCUAAAAGGCAGAAACAACUUGAGGAUUGUGUGAUCUUUGCAUUAUACCUCCGUGGUGUAUGUUCUGAUCUCCCCAGCUGGCUUUUUAUUUGCUUUCCUCAUUAUUGUUAUUUUCUUUAUUAUUUCAAUAAAUCGCACAAAAGGACAA